AUGAAUGAAAUCGCCAACUUCCUUGAUGGUGACAUCACUGACGAAAAAAAUGCCCACAUGCGUGAAGACGUGGCUUACUCACCGACCGACCACGAUCCAAUGUCUGAUGCGACCGUUAGCAAGAUUGAGGAACCAGUUGUGAUUACUACCGAAAAAGUGGUUGUUGAAGCGUCUGAAACAAUAGUUGAAGUAGAAUCAUUAACUGACCCGAAGGAAUUUUCUGUAUUUUCAAAAAUCAAAUCGGUUUUUGCUGGCAUCAGCGAAGACAUAAGGGAGAUUUCUGAGGAACAUAAUCGGCGCUCGGGUCGGCGCGAUGAGGUCGAGUAUUCGAAGACUAAUCCGCCAUAUUCGAUAAAUAACGGAGGGAAGGAACUGCCCCUUAAUCAUCAUACGUCGCCAAUGGAUGCAUAUCACCAUAAUGGCAAAUUUGAAUAUGAUGCACAUAACCUCUUUGGUCAUAUGGAAGCACAGACAACAUAUAGAUCAUUACGUAAAAUCCGUCCAAACAAACGUCCUUUCAUUCUCUCUAG
Paraglomus brasilianum is the source of this 530-nucleotide messenger RNA. The record is from the annotation of a GenBank genome assembly. Lineage: Eukaryota; Fungi; Glomeromycota; Glomeromycetes; Paraglomerales; Paraglomeraceae.